Molecule: messenger RNA, 2115 nt
Organism: Folsomia candida
Lineage: Eukaryota; Metazoa; Arthropoda; Collembola; Entomobryomorpha; Isotomidae
Exons: 7
Coding region: 783-1646 (287 amino acids)
Source: RefSeq, a predicted model, not a curated record
AGUUAGUUUAGUAUUGUUUGGACUCGUGCAUUGUGUGGAAAAGGUAGUGAAUUGAAUAGGUGUUGUUAUUCUAUGAUGAUGGUCGGUUCAUUCUGGUUUUGGCCAUAAAAUCGAAUCCUGGUGGUUAUCCUAUACUCGUAUAUAUACCCGACUAUCUGAAAAACUUUCCGUAUUUAAUACGAGGCAAGUCAACUGCUAAAGUGCAUCUCAUUCGGCACAAUAUUCGGUCAGAGUCAAGAUCAUCUCAAUUCACACCAACGCAACUCGCAGCAGCUUAGCUACCACCACCAUCACAUUUCGUCAUCACAGUAGAGCUUCGAUCGUCUCGUCACAUGGUGAUUUUUUGGUGAAAAUUGGAAAUUUCCAAGGGAAACGGUCUCAUAUUUUGAAAACUUUCGUUUCCGGUGUGUACUCGGGAAGAAGAAAAUCUCUUCGUCAGGAUGAAUUUCGAGUUGAUUUGUUCCCAACUUUGUAAAGGGUUUAGAUAGUUAGAAAUCCUAGGAUUUUCUAAAAAAAACUUUCUCUCCUCCUCUCUCUCUCUGUUAUCUUCAUUCAUACGUACGAGACCUUAUCUUCAUCUUAUCUAUCAUUUCAUCGUCGUCAUUUCAAUAUGAAGUGUUACGUCACCUUUUUUGUCGAAGAACUUGUCACGAUUUGAAAUUGUUCACGGUUAAAUAAAAACUUCUCGAGGUUGGGACACGGACAAGAGGGGAUAGAACAUCGAAGCUAUAAAAGAACGAGAUAUUGAUAAAGACCACCGAUAUCAUUAACUUCCACUGGUGAUGGAUUACUCAGGGAAAGACGAUGACGAUCGAUCCCUGCCCAUGUCGAAAUGGAUGCGUCGAGUGGAUCGAGUUGAUUUCGAUUGUGCUUCUUCACCUCCGUCGGAUGGAUUUUUCUAUGCAACAAAUACCGGCAGGACGACAGGAUUGAAACACUCGGCCUCUGAAAAUGGGUGCGACGUGAAAACGGCAAACGACAAAAACAACAUUCCCAAAACUAACCUUGCUGCUGAUGAAUGUGCAUCUACUGAACGUAGCGGAUUUUUGAAAUCUUUCGCCCCUGGAAAUUAUUCUUCAUCUAACGAAAUCCCAACCGGAACUGUUGACACGAAGAAUAAACUUCUCAACAUGAAUGCAACCGAGUUGGAGAGGUGGGCAAAGGAUAACAUUCGCGGUGAGGGAACCAUGGGAGGGAUGACGACCCACUCGCCGCACGACACUGCCCCCACGCCAAUCGAUCAUCUACCCCAAUUCCAGCCGAGGACAGGAGGUGUCCCAUCUAUUACCAAGACGGACAGUAGUGGUGGUCCGAUGCGACUGGUGGACAAGUUUUCGUCAGCACUGACGACACCUGAUGUUACGCCAUGUUCGACACCAAGUAUAACACCGGUCUCUUCUCCACAUAUACCUCGUCGAACGGGUAUUAACCCAUUCUUCACUGGUGAGCACACCAGCACCAAUAAAAAGGAGGAUGGAAACUGGUUAUUUCGACCAAACACUAUCAAGGACAGCAAUAUGAUGUACGAAGCCAAAGUUGAGAUCCAAUCCGGACAAGGACCGCCAGGAGGAUCAAAGAAUAUCCGAUACGUUCCAAAACCAUCGAAACUCCGUGAGCUAAAUUUCUUCUCGCCGACAUCCAUGUAACAAGGAUCCAAUCCACACUUUAAUCAAGAUGAACUAACAAACUUAGACCUCCAUCCUUCUACUAAAUACAUAUGUACCUCCUACUUUUCUCCUCUCAAAUCUCCUGUACUACUUAAAAAUGUUACGUUCCAUUUCCCAAACUCAUUUAAUUGUUGGUUAUUUAAAUGCUGCCUACAUAGCGUUGUUAUAUCUAAAUAUAUUAUGAUUCGCAUGAUUAUCAUUUGUUGUACGUAUGAUUCUGUUGCUUUUUUGAUAUGCUUGUUUUUUCGAAUGAGUCCAUUACAAUAUUUUUGGGUUGUCGUGUUUUUUUUUCGUUACGAGAUUACUAAUUAAACGUACGAUUAUGUAAGCUUUUCCUACACCUGAGAGUUGCUGAGCGCCCGUACACACACGUUAUAAUUUAAAUUUUAUUAUGGAACAUUUUCACCCCGUAAAUAAAACCAUGUUAAGUAUGACAAAGUAAAAAUUA